AUACAGCAGAGCACCAGUACGUAAUAACACUCCCAGUUCUUACGUUCCCGAAACGACUGAAAUAGACAUGCUCUCGCUGGCAACAUUAGCAAAGAACUUGAAACCAAACUGGGUCUGUGUUAUUGGUCGUUGUGCAUAUGGCUCUGCUGCACAACCCAAGCCGUAUACAAGCCCAGACAUCGGAUGCAAACAGAUUUUCAUCAAUAAUGAGUGGCAUGAUUCAGUCAGUGGAAAGACAUUCCCCACUAUCAAUCCAUCAACUUGUGAAAAAAUCUGUGACAUCGCUGAAGGAGACAAAGCUGACGUUAACAAGGCUGUAGUCGCUGCGCGUGAAGCGUUUAAGUUAGGGUCACCAUGGAGGACUAUGGAUGCAUCUGAGCGAGGUCUUCUCAUGAAUAAACUGGCGGAUCUUAUUGAAAGAGAUAGAGAGUAUCUUGCAAGUUUGGAAACUAUUGACAAUGGUAAACCCUUUCACAUAUGGAACUUUCCGUUACUAAUGAUGGCAUGGAAACUUGGUCCAGCACUGUCAAUGGGUAAUACUAUCGUCAUGAAACCAGCUGAACAGACUCCACUUUCUGCACUGUACGUUUGCUCACUGAUCAAAGAGGCUGGAUUCCCUGCUGGUGUCGUAAAUGUUAUACCAGGUUAUGGUCCAACAGCUGGUGCCGCCAUUUCUGAACAUAUGGAUGUUGAUAAAGUAGCCUUCACUGGAUCCACUGAGGUUGGACAUAUCAUCCAGGUUGCUGCUGGCAAAAGUAAUUUAAAGAAAGUGACACUGGAGUUGGGUGGAAAGAGUCCAAACAUUGUCUUCAAUGAUGCGAACAUUGCUGAUGCUGUAGAGCAAAGUCACUUUGCAUUGUUCUUCAACCAAGGACAGUGUUGUUGUGCAGGAUCCAGAACUUUUGUCCAUGAAAGUAUAUACGAUGAAUUUGUCAAAAAAAGCGUAGAGAGAGCUCGUAAUCGUACUAUUGGUAAUCCAUUUGACAAAUCUAAUGAACAGGGUCCUCAGGUUGAUGAAGAACAAAUGAAUAAGAUUCUUGAGUUGAUUGAGAGUGGCAAGGCAGAAGGUGCUAAGUUGAUGUGUGGUGGUGCUCGUCAUGGUGAUAAAGGAUUCUUCAUUCAACCUACUGUUUUUGCGGAUGUUAAAGAUAAUAUGAGAAUAGCCAAAGAAGAGAUUUUUGGCCCUGUCAUGCAAAUUCUGAAGUUCAGCACAAUUGAUGAGGUAAUUGAACGUGCUAAUAACAGUUGUUAUGGUUUAGCUGCAGCUGUGAACACAACUGAUCUCAAUAAAGCUAUCGCCAUUGCUAAUGGCGUUAGAGCUGGUACUGUCUGGGUAAACUGUUUUGAUGUAUUUGGAGCUCAAGCACCAUUUGGUGGAUACAAAAUGUCUGGAAGUGGACGUGAAUUAGGAGAAUAUGGACUGGAGGCUUAUACUGAAGUUAAAACAGUAACUAUACAGAUUCCGCAGAAGAACUCUUAAGUCUGGUGUCUUCAUUCGUGGCUUGACAAUACACAUAUCAUAAUUCUCUCAAAUAUUUCUAAAAUCCAUAACUGCUAACUGUAGAAGUUAUUAAUUAUUAAUUAUGCAGAGUAUAUUUAAUUAAUUCAUUCACUGUCACCACAACAAACCAAUUCUCUUCAUUUUUAUAAAUUUCAUACUGGAUGGAACACGAUGUUUAUAUUGGCCAUUGAAAUAACCUAGGAAGAUUUUCAGUUGACAUCUAUGUGCCCUAGGCUUGUUGAUUGGUUGGUUGGAUUCAACUGCCAUUGAAGGGAAAAUGAAGAGAAGAAGUUUCUUGUGUCAAUUGUAUAUGCUAUUAUAAAGAAAGGAGCUCAUCUGAAAUAACAUUGAUUAUGAAAGUGAAUAUAAAAUUCAUAUCGUGGAAUCACUGCAGUUCUAGCUUGCUGUGCUGACAUAGAAUUUUUUGAGAUUUUGUAAACAUGUAGUGACAUUAUGUGAAAACAUUAUGCACAAUCUGUAAAUUGUUAACAACACAAUCCAUGUAAACAUGUAAUAUGUAUACAUUGUUUACAACACAAUCCAUGUAGUGGCAUUAUGUGAAAACAUUAUGCACAAUCAGUAAACAUUGUUGACAACACAAUCUAUGUAAACAUGUAGUUACAUUAUGUGAAAACAUUAUGCACAAUCAGUAAACAUUGUUGACAACACAAUCUAUGUAAACAUGUAAUCUGUAAACAUUGUUUACAACACAAUCUAUGUGGUGACAUUAUGUGAAAACAUUAUGCACAAUCAGUAAACAUUGUUGACAACACAAUCUAUGUAAACAUGUAGUUACAUUAUGUGAAAACAUUAUGCACAAUCAGUAAACAUUGUUGACAACACAAUCUAUGUAAACAUGUAAUAUGUAUACAUUGUUUACAACACAAUCUAUGUAGUGACAUGUGAAAACAUUAUGCACAUCAGUAAACAUUGUUGACAACACAAUCUAUGUAAACAUGUAAUCUGUAAACAUUGUUUACAUCACAAUCCAUGUUAACAUGUAAUGACAUGUGAAAACAUGCACAAUCAGUAAACAUUGUUGACAACACAAUCUAUGUAAUCUGUAAACAUUGUUUACAACACAAUCUAUGUAAACGUGUAGUGACAUUAUGUGUAAACAUGCACAAUAUGUAAACAUUGUAUGGCAGUAUACAUGUUUACUAUUGAUCCUUGUUGAUUGAGUGGGAAUUCAUUUUAUAAUGUCUGCUUUAAACUAAUGUAUGUUAUAUAUUGUGGUGGGGGCACAAAAUUCAGUUAUUUUUGAUAACCAAAAAUAAAUAGCUAUAUUAAUAAAAAACUAUGAUUGAGUUAUUACAAUCAGAA
Molecule: messenger RNA, 2824 nt
Organism: Saccoglossus kowalevskii
Lineage: Eukaryota; Metazoa; Hemichordata; Enteropneusta; Harrimaniidae
Product: aldehyde dehydrogenase, mitochondrial-like
Molecular function (GO): oxidoreductase activity, acting on the aldehyde or oxo group of donors, NAD or NADP as acceptor
Source: RefSeq, a predicted model, not a curated record